CAGCCCAGACAGCGGGUAAUGAGAGAACUGUGUUAGUCUUUUAUACUUUAUAUCGAGUUUUUGUGUUGCGAUAUUGACGUUUCGGAAACAAGUAACAGAAGAGAUAGUGACGCUUUUCUUUAGAAAGAUGUUAUCGACAGUUAGUACAGCUUUCCCAAACUAAGCGUAACGUUAUGGACUGUACACUAAGUUAGCUAACCGGCUAGCCGAAUGCUGCUAGCUAGAUGCUGCUGUGUAUCAGAGGAAGCCAGCGAUGACUUACAGCGAUUUCUAUGGAUAAACAUCUAUUAAUGUGGGAUUUUAGACAGCUGCCAAACCACAGGUUCGUCUCUGAAAAGCUUCAAUCAUCCUAUCGACUGUCAUGGACAACGUGAAACCACGCAGCAAUGAUGAGGAUGAAGAGCUACACUCCACAGACCCAGAGAGCAAAGAGAAGAGCAAAGAUAAAAAGACCCUGUGUAAAGUAAAGUGGUCCCGAGAUGAGGAUGAAAAGCUGAAAAAACUAGUAGAGCAGCAUGGAACUGACUCCUGGAAACUAAUCGCUAACUUUUUUCCAGGGAGGACAGAUGGCCAAUGUCAGCACCGCUGGCAGAAGGUGCUCAACCCAGAGCUGGUGAAAGGACCCUGGACAAAAGAGGAGGAUCAAAAGGUUAUUGACCUGGUGCACAAGUACGGCCCCAAGCGUUGGUCUGUGAUCGCCAAGCACCUCCAGGGAAGGAUUGGAAAGCAGUGCCGCGAACGGUGGCACAACCACCUCAACCCAGAGGUGAAGAAGUCUUCAUGGACUCAGGAAGAGGACCGAAUCAUCUAUGAGGCCCACAAGCGCCUUGGCAACCGCUGGGCAGAGAUCUCCAAGCUUCUUCCUGGACGGACGGACAACUCCAUCAAGAACCAUUGGAACUCUACCAUGAGGAGGAAGGUGGAGCAUGAGGGGUACCUGCAAGAUGGCUGCAAGAGUUUCACUUCCUCUCAUGCUGGAGCGAAGAGACGCCAACACAGACCGUGUCCUCAAACUCCAACAGAGUCCCAGCACUGUGACCACAGUCCCCUGCCUAUACCAGGACCCAACCAGAUGGGGGGAUAUCCUUAUGAUCCUCACAGCGGACACCUGAUGGACGGUCUUCCUGAUAAUUCAGGCUUCAUGUUGCCAUCCUGCCUGGAUGAUCCUGACAGAGAGCAAAGAAUUAAGGAGCUUGAGCUGCUGCUUAUGUCAGCAGAGAAUGAAGUCCAGCGACAAGUGCAGUGCAGAGGUCAACGUAGUGCAGAGCAGUACUCAUCCUGGUCCGACAGUGUGUCAGAUGACACGAUGACUAGAAGUAAUAGCAGCCUUGAGGAGCAGGCGGAGAGAAGGCCCUGGAGGAGCCCUGAGAUCCCCCAAGGACCUCCACCACAGCUUCCUGUCUCGCCCAGCAAGUUCCUGGCCGUAGAGGCCAGCACUGUGCUCUCGACCCUGCAGACCAUACCGGAGUUUGCAGAAACUAUGGAGCUCAUUGACUCAAUGUGUUUUGCUCUGCAGGACCCUGUGGCGUGGAGUGACGUGGCCAGUUUCGACUUGUCAGAGUCAGCGACACCACCCAGGCACAACCAGGCAGGGUACACCACUCUCCUGCAAGAGCGGACGAUUGACAGUUCAAUGGGCUACACAGUAAACACUCCGAACGCCAUUUCUGGUCGUGAUAAGAGCUGUGCUCCAUUUAGUCUGAGCGGCGUCACCUCCCUGACUCCUAUCAACUCAUCCAAACCCACUCAGUCAUCCAUUGGGAGAAGGAGGAGAAGAGAGAGGGGGGAACCGUCUCCUUCAUGUGACAGGACCUGCUCCUCUUUCUUGGAGAAUAUCUCAAAUUCUCCCAAGAAAACGCCCACAAAGUCACUGCCAUUCUCACCGUCACGAUUCUGCAACAUAUCAGGUUCGGAGCAUCUGAAUCUGGAAAAUCCCGCCCUCACCUCAACCCCUGUGUGUGGCCAGAGAUGUCUCCUCAACACACCGCUCCACAAAGAAACCACACCUAAGCACCAGAAAGAGAAUGAUGGUUUGCAGACCCCCAAAAUCCGUAAAACUGUCAUGAUUCCAACCCCGCGAACGCCGACUCCCUUCAAGAACGCUUUGGCUGCCCAGGAGAAAAUGCAUGGGCCACUGAAGAUGGAGCCACAGCCGUUGGCAUUUCUGGAAGAGGACAUUCGAGAAGUUCUGAAGCAGGAGACUGGAGCCGACAUCUUUAACAGAACAGACAUCCAACCAGACUACAGAGCGUGGAAACAUAAUAUUGAUGGUCCAGCGAGAAAGGUGCGCAAGUCUCUUGUGCUGGACCCCUGGGGAAAAGACUGCCUAAAUGUCCAACUCUUUCAAGAGCAGCUCAACAAUGCACAAGUGCCAGAUGAAAGUUUACUGUCAGGCUCUUCAUUGGUCACCUCAAUCUCUGAGCAAGAAGAGUGUAGCCGUUCUUUGACUUCUGGGCGAGAGGAGACCUCACUAGUCCCUGUUCAUCCUCAUCGCUUUACCAGCCCUCGGAUGAAGAAGCUUGUCUCCUCCCACAAAGCACCAAAACAUGCUGUUGUACAGGUGAGUGAUUGGGAAGCAGUGGUUUAUGGGAAGACAGAGGACCAGCUGAUCAUGACAGAACAGGCCCGUCAGUACCUGACCCCCUACACGUCUUCUGGCUCUAACUCAAGAGCCCUUGUGCUUUAAAGCCGUCCCCUUGCUGCGCAGGCAACACUACUACACCCCGUCCAACAACUAAAACCUCCACUGAACCCAGUAAGAGACAAUCCAGUGAAGACAAAUAAUUUUAGUUUUUCUUUUGAAGCAGAAAUGCACUGCCACGGACGACCACAAAAAGGCAUGGCUGCUGGUUUUUAAACACAUUUCAAGGUCACUGCCCAAGUAGUUUCUUGUUUAUAGGUAUGUGUUUUCCUUUGAAUACACACAACCUGGCAACGUAAGCAGUUUUGUACAGAUAUGAUAAGGCUAGAAUGUUUUUCCUGCACUAGUCAGUAAUGUUGAAAACAACCUACACAUACAGUAGGCUAUAGACAUAGAGUGUUUAUUAAUAGCAGUGGCUGCUUCUGAGUUUUAUAUUGUUAAUAUAUUGUUUAAAUGACAAGAAAGACGUUUUAUAAUGUAACGCUACUCAUUGUGUAUCUCCUCCAACUUGUUUUGCUAAACUGCCCCGUCGCUGUUGUCAGAUAAAAAACCACGUACAUGCAAAAAUUCACAGCUUUGUAUUGACACCAUUGUAUUUUUAAAAUCACACCAUGGGUUUUUAACUCUCUGAGACCCACCAUAGACCCUUUUUUGUCUUGUUUAGAGGAGACAGGUGAGUUUUAGGGGGAGUUUGCAGGUCAGUAGUGAAUGCCACAUAGAAGUAGUACACAUUGGGGCAUCGGUGGCUUAGUGGUAGAGCAGGCGCCCCAUGUGCAAGGCUGUUGCUGCAGCGGCACGGGUUCGACUCCA
Messenger RNA from Epinephelus lanceolatus (giant grouper), 3451 nucleotides. It is a transcript of the gene mybl1, whose product is annotated as v-myb avian myeloblastosis viral oncogene homolog-like 1. Gene Ontology annotation, cellular component: nucleus. NCBI's taxonomy places the organism in Eukaryota, Metazoa, Chordata, Actinopteri, Perciformes, Serranidae. Gene Ontology annotation, molecular function: RNA polymerase II cis-regulatory region sequence-specific DNA binding; DNA-binding transcription factor activity, RNA polymerase II-specific. Gene Ontology annotation, biological process: regulation of DNA-templated transcription. The record is from RefSeq and is a predicted model, not a curated record.